This is a messenger RNA of Mytilus trossulus (common blue mussel), 1074 nucleotides long. RefSeq lists its product as uncharacterized. Bases 61 to 1020 code for a protein of 319 amino acids. The record is from RefSeq and is a predicted model, not a curated record. Gene Ontology annotation, molecular function: acyltransferase activity, transferring groups other than amino-acyl groups. Lineage: Eukaryota; Metazoa; Mollusca; Bivalvia; Mytilida; Mytilidae. The transcript is spliced from 3 exons.
UUGUUUAUCAGGUCGGCACCACGUGGCUCUGUCCCAGUAAAGGUCUAUAGAACUUUAACAAUGGUAGCCUUCAGGAAUACUCUGCUUCGUUUGGUUCAGAUGCGAAAAUUAAUUACAUCGAAUGUCAGAACAUAUUCUAAAAAGUCCGACAUUAACUAUGAGAUUAGACCAAUGAGACGAUCAGACAUUCAAGGCCUUUAUGAACUUCUAGCUGAAAAUAAAUGGAAUAUGGAGAAAUCGUAUUUGGAAUGUGUUUUUAAUACUGAUCCUACCGGGCUUGUGGUGGUAGUCAAAGACGACGGAGAAAUAAUAGGACAUAAUGGUAUACUUGCACACAGUGAGACUAUUGCAUCAUCCGGUUUGAAUAUUGUCAAGGAGGGUUACCGUGAAUUAGGUAUAGGUCAAAAACUAUUCCGUAGAGUAAUGGAUGUAAUGGCAGAGAGGAAUGUAGGUGGCACAGCGUUAUCCAAUCGAAUUUCAUUUUAUCAUCAAUUCGGUUGGAAAAUUCAAUCAUUUACACUUCAUUAUAGUAUGGGCAAAGUAAACAAAUCAUUCAUUAGUGAAGUUCCUAGCGGAGAUUUCGAGAUUGUAUCAUUGAAAGAUGUUAAUUUUAAAGACGUUGUGGCAUAUGAUACAGAGUUACAUACCGUUCCGCGCCCAGUCUAUCUAACUCAAUGGGCACUUCACAAUUCUGCUAAUGGAUACGUUGCUUUGAAGAGCGGUCGUGUAGUUGGAUAUGGUGUAUUACGCCCAGGUGACGUUGGUCAUAAGAUGUUUCCAUUGUUUGCAGAUGACCCGAUUCUAGGAAAAGCAUUAUUUUGUCAUUUGGCGUCACAUAUUCCGGAAGGAGAGGACUUAAUAUUUGUUCACCCAAUUGAAAAUGAAUUGUCAAAUCAAUUUGUCGCGGCAAACGAAUUGACAUCCUAUUUGUCAAUGACCCGCCUCUACAAUAAGUGGAACAUUGAUGUUGAUAUCAAACGCGUGUAUUCUACAUCAAGCACUGAAUAUGCUAUUGUUUGACACUAUUGACUCCAUAUAAAUACAUUACAUGUUUAAUAAAUAUUAAUAUACAUA